AUGCACGAAAGCAGAGAGGGCAUAGAGUAUGUCGUCUGGGUUUUGUCUAUUAUCCCAAGUUUCGUAUUGAGAAGCCUUCCGUCGGUAUUCAUCCACCCCAAGCGACGUGUGUCACAGGGAGUGAACCCUCUUAUCGCUGCCGUGGAUAACCUCCGCCCGAGUUCAAACUUGGGCCCGUCAGACGAAUCUUUUCAACAUUUGCUUCGCACCGACCCUACGAAUGGUACCAUGGAUGAUGCCUUGACUGCGGUGCAGGCAUUGAUGCUAUACAUGGUGGCAUUCAUGUUCAGCGGUGAUACAGCCAUUCAGACAGCAACGAGGCUGUAUUUCAGCCGCUUGUCGAAUUGGAUCGAUAAUCUUGAGAUGCGCGCCCAUGAUAUCACCACUCAAGGGUUGACUCCAUGGCAAGGAUGGCUCUUCGGCGAAAGUACUCGACGGACCAUUCUCGCGGCACAUAUCUUUAUUUGUGUCUUUAAUAAACACCAGUACGAGCUAUCUGACAACAAGAUUCGGAUGGAAGCUCUUCCCUUCGAUGGACGUUUUGGGCUAUGGCUAGCGGAAACUCCGCAAGCCUGGAUUGCGUCAGCAGGAGAAAGGCGUGGUCAGGACGUGCCGACAAAGUUAGUCUCCUGGCAUGAAUUUAGUAUAUCUCGACCGGUCAUCCCAAUGGGCCCCGAUGGGGAUAUGUUCAUGUCAAUGUUGCUGGUUUCGCAUAAUGGGAAGGCCAAUAUAUGA
Molecule: messenger RNA, 735 nt
Organism: Penicillium lagena
Lineage: Eukaryota; Fungi; Ascomycota; Eurotiomycetes; Eurotiales; Aspergillaceae
Exons: 1
Coding region: 1-735 (244 amino acids)
Source: RefSeq, a predicted model, not a curated record